Messenger RNA from Cavia porcellus (domestic guinea pig), 2112 nucleotides. RefSeq names its product acyl-CoA dehydrogenase family member 8 (gene Acad8). Bases 121 to 1353 code for a protein of 410 amino acids. The transcript has 11 exons. Gene Ontology annotation, biological process: lipid metabolic process. Gene Ontology annotation, cellular component: mitochondrion. NCBI's taxonomy places the organism in Eukaryota, Metazoa, Chordata, Mammalia, Rodentia, Caviidae. The record is from RefSeq and is a predicted model, not a curated record. Gene Ontology annotation, molecular function: acyl-CoA dehydrogenase activity; flavin adenine dinucleotide binding.
GCGGAGAGCUGGCUCCCAGAGUGCCUCGGGGGCGAGGUGCUGCCAGGUUGCGGAGGUGGGUCUGGCGAGCCUCCGGCUGUACUACUUGUGUGAGGACUUCGUCGUGCAAAAGCGGCGGCGAUGUGGCGCGGUUACGGGCGCCUGCUACUACGCUUCGGCUGCCUGCGUGGCAGCGUUUGGACUCGCGCCACGGCUCGCCGCCACCACUGGACCACCUGCAUCGACCCUUCCAUAGGACUCAAUGAAGAACAGAAAGAAUUUCAAAAAGUGGCUUUUGACUUUGCUGCCCGGGAGAUGGCGCCAAACAUGGCAGAGUGGGACCAAAAGGAACUAUUCCCUGUUGAAGUGAUGCGAAAGGCAGCCCGGCUAGGCUUUGGGGGAGUCUACGUUCGAACGGAUGUUGGUGGGUCUGGACUGUCACGACUGGAUACUUCUGUCAUCUUUGAAGCCUUGGCUACAGGCUGUACCAGCACCACAGCCUACAUAAGCAUCCACAACAUGUGUACCUGGAUGAUUGAUCGCUUUGGAACUGAGGAACAGAGGCACAAAUUUUGUCCACCACUUUGUACCAUGGAGAAGUUCGCCUCUUACUGCCUCACUGAACCAGGUAGUGGGAGUGAUGCUGCAUCUCUUUUGACCUCUGCUAAACGCCAAGGAGAUCAUUACAUCCUCAAUGGCUCUAAGGCCUUCAUCAGUGGAGGCGGUGAAGCAGACAUCUAUGUGGUCAUGUGCCGAACUGGAGGACCAGGCCCCAAAGGCAUCUCAUGCAUAGUUGUUGAGAAGGGGUCUCCUGGCCUUAGCUUUGGCAAGAAGGAGAAAAAGGUGGGGUGGAACUCCCAGCCAACCCGAGCUGUAAUCUUUGAAGACUGUGCUGUCCCUGUGGCCAACAGAAUUGGAAAUGAAGGACAGGGCUUCCUCAUUGCUAUGAAAGGACUGAACGGAGGGCGGAUCAAUGUUGCUUCCUGUUCCCUGGGGGCUGCUCAUGCUUCCAUCAUCCUCACGCGAGAUCAUCUCACUGUCCGCAAGCAGUUUGGAGCACCUUUGGCCAGUAACCAGUACCUGCAGUUCCAGUUGGCAGAUAUGGCAGCAAGGCUGGUGGCUUCCCGCCUGAUGGUCCGCACUGCAGCCGUGGCUCUGCAGGAGGAGAGGAAAGAUGCGGUGGUACUGUGCUCCAUGGCUAAGCUCUUUGCUACAGAGGAGUGCUUUGCUUCUUCCCACAAUCGAAGAGAUUCUUUUCUCCCUGAAGAUCUGCAACCAGGCAGUACAAAUGCACGGAGGCUAUGGCUAUCUGAAAGAGUACGCUGUUCAGCAGUACAUGCGGGACUCCAGGGUCCACCAAAUUCUAGAAGGUAGCAAUGAGGUGAUGAAGGUGCUGAUCUCUCGAAGCCUGCUUCAGGAGUAGCACCAUGCUUGAUAUGUGGACUCUUGGGUUUCAGUUGAAUCAUGGAGUGGAUUGAAGAGCUGAGCUCUUCCAAGGGAGACAGCAGAGCUGCACUGUGUUAGUGGCAGUAUUUGGUUCUCACAUUGACGCAGAGUUCUCAGUAGAACUAGAAGAGGUGCCCUGAUUAGAAAUGUCACAAGAAGACCUAUCACCUUAUUUGCCUAAUGCUGGAAAAGUAGCCAGUGACUAUUCAGAGCCAAAGUCUUGUCUUGGACCUUCAUUGCCUUGUCUGCAUUUUGUUGGUUCACUGGAUUCCUCAAGGGACCUGGGUACUUCCAUGGAGACUUUCCCUGGUUCUAGAGCAAAGGCGAGGGGAAAGAGAAUGCCCUCCUGUCUCAUGAUGACUGUGCAUGGUGUCAGUAUCUCUGGAAGGCACACCUCUGGAUGUAAAUCAUGAUGAAAUGAGUAUUUGGGGAAAUUUACGGGUAUGUCUCUGCUUCUGUACUAAUCAGACAUCAAGGGCUGAGAUUAUUUGGAAAUCAGAAUAUUUGAUGUUGCUUUUUCUUUCUGAGAAGCCUGUGGUCUAGGAAUGGUAACCAAGGUUUCUGUAAUCUUUCUUGAGAAUUACGUGUAUACUAAGUAUAUUUUCUAAGUUUGUUUCCGUUUUUUGGAGUUGCUUCUCUUUUAAAUAUUUUUGAUCACUACAUUAAUAAACAAAGUCUGCUACUUUC